AUGGUCACACAGACCGGUAUCGAGAUCGAUCAGACACUCACGUGUGCGCAACGAAGCUAUGGCCUAGCGGUAUUGGUGCAGGUUGACAAGGAGGUGGCAUACGAGCUGCUCACCGGCGAACGCAGUCCGCCAUCCCUUUCCAUCGUGGAGCACAAGCUUGACACCUUCUAUGGAAAUCGUGUUCGAGAAGCGCUGGAAAUUUGCGAGGUACCAAUCAAUCAGCUCACCAUGAAGCUACCACCAUUCCUACCCUUCCUCCUCGCCAUCAUCGGCCUCACCUCAGCCGCAUCCAACCGAGCCAUCUGCAUGAAGAAAAACCCACGCGUCAUCUCCGCCAUCGACAUCUUCUGCCAAAACAGCGGCAUCACCGCUCCAUCGCUUUACGCCAAGACCGGUGUCCGCUGGGGCCCGAAUGGCGCGAAAUCUCCGAAUGAGCUUGCACUGUACAUCGAAGGCAGCUGCAGUCCGCCGCAGUGGAUUCCGCAGCAGUACUGUCUUUCCCAGUUUUAUAACAUUUGUGCGACGGGGGGACCGAGGGGGAUGGGAUCGAAAAGGUAUGGGAGGAAUGGAUGUCAGAAGUGGAUUGUGGCCAUCACGAAGCCGGGGAUUAAGAUUACUCCGGCGAAGGAGUGA
Molecule: messenger RNA, 633 nt
Organism: Pseudocercospora fijiensis CIRAD86
Lineage: Eukaryota; Fungi; Ascomycota; Dothideomycetes; Mycosphaerellales; Mycosphaerellaceae
Exons: 2
Coding region: 1-633 (210 amino acids)
Source: RefSeq, a predicted model, not a curated record